Diachasmimorpha longicaudata is the source of this 4804-nucleotide messenger RNA. RefSeq names its product formin-2-like. The transcript is spliced from 5 exons. Gene Ontology annotation, biological process: actin filament polymerization; cortical actin cytoskeleton organization. Gene Ontology annotation, molecular function: actin filament binding. Lineage: Eukaryota; Metazoa; Arthropoda; Insecta; Hymenoptera; Braconidae. The record is from RefSeq and is a predicted model, not a curated record. Bases 632 to 4441 code for a protein of 1269 amino acids. Gene Ontology annotation, cellular component: cytoplasm; actin filament; cytoskeleton.
GACGUAAACCUACCUCAACGAAUAUUCAAUAACCUCAAGAAUCCCAGGAACCCAUCCGUCCAUAAUAAUAUCCCAGCGAUUACCAGUAACAUUACAACUAAAAUUUAUCGAAUACAAAAGCCCGAGGGCUCUCACAAUAAUUCAAAAAAAAAAUCACGCCGUGCCUUCGCCAGUGUUCAAUUCCCCCAGGUCCUAGACAAUUAUCAGUAUUCGAAGCUGAAAAUUCUAUAUUUAUAAUAUAAACAGCCCUUUGCCAUCGACAAAACCGCUUAAUAAUAAAGUGCCUGAAACACCGAUCGUCAGUUCAACACAAAAAAUCGAUAAUUAUUAAAGUAAAUUUAGAUAAUCUCCUAUCGCUGAAUAAUCAAAUGCAAAAAGUGUGAUAAUCCAAAGUGAUAUUGAUUUUGAUUAACGGGAAUUCUCGACGUAAAACGCUCCAUCCCGAGUCCCGUCAAAAGUUAUUGUUUACAAUCGAUUGAAAUCACUAUUUACCCGUGAAUGGUGAGGUCAUCGAGUGUCACACAGCUACAACUACCUCAAGCACCGUGAGAGUCAGUCUGAUGUGAAAUUAUCAUCACUGAGUGAAACUGAAAGCUCUGCAUGCGGGUGGUUAAUAUCGAUCUCUCGAAAAAUGAGUGCAGAUGCAGGUGGUGGCGCAGACGCGGAAAAUGCAGUGGUUCCGCGCCGGAAUUUUGGAGAUCUUGCCCGCUUCUGGAUAAACUCAAUUCGCUUGGCAUAUUUCAGUAGAGAUAGAGAUGAUCCGGGGGGUAUUCUGACGUGUUACGAGAGUGAUUCGGAGGUGUGUAUUUUUCAAGUAAAAAGUGGAAGUGCAACUGAUGGUGUCGACGAGUCUGGUGUUGCCGUUAUGGGCAAUUUGCAGAGUGAUGGGAAAAAAAGGGGGAGGAAGGGGGGUGAGGAGCAAGUGCAGCAAGCGAAGGCCACUUUUGACAAGGUCCACACCCCAGCUAAGAGACAGGCACCGUUACCACCGGGUCAAUCUACUGUCCCUAAGGUUCAGCGCACUCCAACGAAGCCACCACCACCAGCUCCACCUCCAUUGAACCAAAAAUCUGACCCCAAUGAUGAAAAAUCAGUGCCGGAAGUGGAAAAUCAGAAGGACGAAGGGGCCCUGGUUACAUCCGGCUCUCCACUUCCACCUGAUGGUGAAUCCGUGGGUGCUGGGGCACCAUCGGCAUUGGCCACCUCCGCCACAGUCGUUACGGAUACCGCCAGUGUCCCGUCACUCGGUGUACUGCCAGUACCAACAGCGGGACCACCGCUUCUCGUCACCGACUCUUGGCGUCGUGCUAAUGCCAGUCAUCCCGUUGCUCAUGACAUACCAACACCAACUAGCCCGGAAUCAUCCAGUGAGAGUGUGUUUACGGAUCCUGAGGAGGCCGGCAUGGUGGCCGAUGCCAACGAAGACACUCCAAAGACCAUUUUAUUCGCCACUCCGGUGACGCUUAAGAGGAGAGAGUCGAGCACCCGGAGGGAGAGUAAUUUUCAUUUGACGGAGUAUCGAAAAAAUGCAACACCGGAAUUACGGAGUGUCACGCCUUAUCGGAGUACUAUUGAAAAAACACCCAAUGACAGGACGAGAGCUGUGAGCUUCACCUAUGGGAAUGCAUCCAAGGACAGGAGGAAAUUAAGCCCCUCGACACCGAGAGCUGCGCCCCAACUUGCUCAACAUUUCGACGCAAAACAUCUUGUGGAUCUUCUGACAACUAGCAUACCCGAUCAUAUACGCUCCGAGGUAUCAGACGCAGUACUUAAUAAGGUUGUUACCGCUUUGUGUAAUGAGCUGAUGAAAACUGGAUUACCAACAUCUCCAGAGAAAAAACCAGCGAAGGAAGACAAAGCAACCGACCCCACAAACUCCCGGACUCCUCACUCCCCUACGCCGCAGAAGAAUGGCAACUCACGCACCCAGGAGCAUGUCCAGAUCCUGGAGAACGAGAAUUCAAGAUUGCACCAGGAGGUGGAGAAGCUCCAGAAAAAGAUCGAGGAGCUGGAGCGCUGUAAGAAGUCGAAGGAUUUCCUCAAACCCUCAAUUUACACCAAAUCGAGUUCGCCGAAGCUCGACAUUGAUGAUUCAUCAAACCCCCAGACUUCGAGUGACUUUGUAGAGAGCGGUAGAUUCACAGUGAGUAGUAUGGACAUUUCUCCGAUUACUAGCAACAUCAGCAGUGCACUAUCAACAACAGACUCCUCUCUGUCGUCGACGAGCGACUUCCUCAAGCUCUCCAACGAGACAAAAUACAAAUCAUUCCUGCCUCCAGAGCUACAUGAAGUCGACGAGAAAAACCCCAACGCAGGAAUCCCUGAACAUCAAUCGGAAAUCCUGGAACUGGCUUCCACCGACGUGAGGAAAAAACUAGUCUUCCACGAGACUUCUCAGCACUAUUCACCAAGUGAGGAAGUGACUUCAGACAGUGAGAAAAAUCAGUUAAAUGGUAAUCAGACAAGCAUGAGUGAAAGUGCAUCAGAAAUUCCAAAGAAAGAUCUCUUCAUCAUCCCUCCACCACCACCCCCACCACCCUUACCUGAUUCCCCUGUAUUUACACCCCAAGAAUCAUCUGCACAGCAUAGAAUUAAUGGAUUACCACCACCACCACCUCCACCUCCUCCUCCUCCGCCCCCUGAAUUAUUCAAUACAGAUUUAACUCCCUCAAUUCCAUGUCCCCCUCCUCUCCCGCCCCCCGUGCUUGACCUGGGCGUAUCUCCCAGUCCUCCCCUAGGACUCCCUAAAAUGACAGAUCCUCUUCCGCCUCCUCCACCACCCCCUCCUCCCCCUCAUCAUCCAGCCCAUCUUGGAAUAUCAAACUCACCCCCUUCUCCUCUUCUUGGACAAUCCUGUCCACCGCCACCACCUCCUCCGCCCCUUCCAGGAAUGAUAAGCUCUCCUCCUCCUCCUCCUCCUCCACCUCUUGCUGGAAUGGCAGGUCCACCUCCCCCUCCUAUGCCAGGAAGUGGUCCCAAAUCUCCACCCCUACUAGGUCUAAUAGGCCCAUCCCCAGCCCUAUUAGCAAGCCCCUCAUCUCUACCCCCACCGCCUCCAGGUGGCUGGAAUCCCCCAGCAAGAGCAGUCAUGCGAAAACAACCCCUAGCUCCAGAAGUGCCAAUGAAACCCCUGUACUGGACGAGAAUAGUUAUCCCUGCCAACACAACACCAACAAUUCCAGCGACAUCACCAGAUGCUCCCCCCCAGGUGCCCCUCUGGAUUGAAAUCGAGGAGGAGAAAAACGUCAACAUAAAGGAAUUUGUGGAUUUAUUUUCACGUCAAGUUGUCGAGAGAAAACCAGCGAUAAAGCGAGAGGAGUCUGACAAACCAUCGAAAAUUCAACCAGCCAAGAUUCUCGAUCCAAAACGAUCCAAACACGUGGGCAUCCUGGAAAAGAGUCUUCGAGUGGAGUUUAGUGAAGUUGAGAAUGCUGUUUACAAUCUUGAUACCAAUAUUAUUAGCCUCGAGGCACUCAGGCAGAUCUACGAGGUGAUGCCGACGAGCAAGGAGAUGGAAGACAUCACAACACAUGAGAGAGACCAUCCUGACAUACCCCUGGACCGUCCAGAGCAAUUUCUGAAGCAGUUGUCGACAAUCAAGUGCUUCACGGAGAGAAUAGCCUGCCUGAUGUUUCAAUCGGAGUUCCAUGACGUAAUUUCUGGGGUUUCAACGAAAUUGACGAAUUUACGGGCGACGUGUGAGUUUCUGCAAAAUGCUCCGUCCCUCAAGAGAAUUAUGGCACUAAUACUGACCCUUGGGAACUACAUGAAUGGGGGCAAUAGGAUGAGAGGACAGGCCGAUGGAUUCGGCCUCGAAAUAUUGGGAAAGUUGAAGGAUGUAAAGUCCAAAGUGCCUGGAGUCACUUUGCUUCACUACGUGGUGAAGGCCAGGCUGGAGCAAGAGGGGAACUACAAUCUGGAGGAGAUGAUCCCACUGCCUAUUCCGGAGCCUGGAGACAUCGAGGCUGCAGCUGGCAUUGACUUCGAGGACAUAACGAAGGCACUGGAGAGACUGGAGAACGAGAUAAAGACGUGUGAGAGACAUUCGACGAUUGUUAUCAACAAUUGUCCAGAGAAUUCCACUGCGUUUAGAGAGAAAAUUGAGGGGUUCUUGGGCAGUGCCAAAAGUGAACUGACGAAUGAAAAGGAAAAUCUCCUGGAGGCCAGGGCCAAGUUCAAGGCCGUUAUGCAUUUUUAUCAGUAUGUGCCUAAGGGAGCCACUAUUGACAAUGCCGAUCCCAAAGAUUUUUUCCUCCUCUGGUUGCCCUUCUGCAGUGAUUUUAAGGACAUCUGGAAGAACGAGCAACAGAGACUGAGGAAAGAGGGAAUGGCCAUUCUAAGGAAGAAACUGGCACGGACCCGCAAGGUCGAGACCAUGACCGUUGAGCCCGGUGGUCUUAAGGCGAAAUUUUUAAGACUUAUGGAGAGGGACAACAGAUAGUUCAGAGCUUAAUUGGUAAUCUAUGAUGGAUGCACAAAUUAUGGAACGUUGGAAACGUUUAUAUAUUUUAUUUCUACGUUGUGAAUUGCCACAGGUGGUGGAGUGAUGUUGAUUAGUGGAGAGAUUGAUGAUGUGUUUGAUUGAUUCUGUUGAAUGCUUCCGUGGUUUUAGGGGGGUUCAUUGGAGGUACAAUGUUAACAGACAAUCUUUAUGAUUAUUAUUAGUCCAGAGAAUCGUUUGUAAAGUCUAGAUAUAGAUUUAUGUAAAUUAUGAGAUGAUGAAGUAUGUAUUAUUUAUUAUAUUGUCGCACGAAUUGUUUCCAUAUUUGUUAAAUUAUUUUGAAUGAAAGAAAAAGACCAGUGA